Messenger RNA from Toxorhynchites rutilus septentrionalis, 4652 nucleotides. RefSeq names its product protein drumstick (gene drm). Gene Ontology annotation, cellular component: nucleus. The transcript is spliced from 3 exons. Gene Ontology annotation, biological process: embryonic pattern specification; embryo development; embryonic hindgut morphogenesis. Gene Ontology annotation, molecular function: DNA-binding transcription factor activity, RNA polymerase II-specific; RNA polymerase II transcription regulatory region sequence-specific DNA binding. The record is from RefSeq and is a predicted model, not a curated record. Bases 1344 to 1589 code for a protein of 81 amino acids. NCBI's taxonomy places the organism in Eukaryota, Metazoa, Arthropoda, Insecta, Diptera, Culicidae.
GAGAACAUGGAACAUAAAGAGAGCCUAGGCGCAAGAGUCAAGUCAGCAGCAAAAUUUGAUGGUACAUAUAACCGAGAGUCAAACAGUCAAGGCGCAACCAGCAACGGCAGCUGUGUAUAUAGAAGAAGAUUUAAUGUACGCACUCUAGGGGUCUACGGUGCUACGGGGGGCAUCAAUAAAGCAGCUACUAGUGUAGGUUUUCUCCUGGCAUCAGCGGUGAUGCUAUCUCGCUUCCACUUGCGCGGGCUCAUAUAUCCCGAACGACAACACGGUUAAGUACAGUAGAUGUCUGCAGUUUCCAGUUCGCAGCUACUAUGCCAGAAAGUCUUUUGACUUCUGUUACUAGCAAACGCUCGCAACACUCGUUCCAAGUCCAGCGCACUAAACAGGCCGUUUUUUGGUAGCCACCUUCUACGAUUCUUCGUCAUAACUUUUAAACUUUUCGGGCUGCCCGUUGAUUGGUGUGCGGGGGCAUACACACACGGAUCCGACGCGUUCGCCUCCUGUGCUGACUUGGUCGGCGACUCUCGUCGUGUGGUUAUUUCGGUGUGUAUUAUUGCGCGCUGCUGUGUUCUGUAGAGAGUUCGUUUCAUCAACAUCAUCUUUGCUACAACCUGGGAUCGUCUGCUGUGCAGCUACGCCACUCCUGCCUUCAAGUGCGGAAGAUCAAUUUAGUCAUAAUAGCGAUACGCACAGAAGCGUUCGGAAGUUAUAUUACAUCUGCGAUAUUAUUAACUCUCACACUCUGGUCAACUGUGUCGGAGUCUAGAACGUGCAUUCGACUGCAGUAGUUUUGCAGGAUUUAUUGAAAAUCGUUAAUCUCACACUAUCGUUGUUAACAUCCAUCCGUGUUGUGAGUACAGAAAAUUACCGUUAUACAGAAAAAGUGAUAUCGGACCGAUAGUCCAGAUUUUGCAGACAGGCAAAUAUACCAACCGUGAUAGAGUGCCUUAAAAAGUGUUCGAAUUUGAGAAGACGACCACAAGUGAAUUAAAAAUCGAAAUUGGACAGCUGCCCAAUAACUGGAUCAUCAAAAACAUUCACUGCGAACUCCACGGGAGUGUUUUAUCGCCAUAAUUCUACACACAUACGCACAAGACAACAGUCGCGUAUUGAUCGUCUCCGUCUCCGAGUUUUUGAAGGAUCCGCGCCGGUGCCGCUCGGUUGUGACUAAUCCGAAGUAAGAAGACUAUCAAAAAAACCAAAACCUAUCAAAAAACCAACAUUCAUUUUCACACCAAAAACCAACCAACACAUCACACCCAUCCCAGAUUUUUUUAAACCACCACCAACCACCAACCACCAACAAACAACAAACAAAAAAAAAACAAACAUCCACAAAAAUGUUCGCUGUGAUGCGAAUUGACAAUGACGACCGUAGGUCCGACUUCCGUCGCAAGAUGCGGCCAAAGUGCGAGUUUGUGUGCAAAUUCUGCCAGCGCCGGUUCACCAAGCCAUACAAUCUGAUGAUCCACGAACGCACCCACAAGAGCCCGGAGGUGACGUUCUCGUGCGAAGUGUGCGGCAAAUACUUCAAGCGGCAGGAUAAUCUCCGCUCCCACAGAUGCAGUCAGUGUAUUUGGCGGUAAGCACUACAUCAACUGUACACCAUAAAUACAGACAGACAGGAAAAAAAGAAAGACACAUACAUGUAACAAUAUAAAAGAAGAAGUCUCAAUUUUGUUAAGGUGAAGGAGAAAAAUACAGUUGGAGCCGGAUAGCAAACGAAGAAAAAAAAAAGAAAAUGAAAGUACUACAGAAAUUAGUUGAGCGAAAAAUAAUAAUAAUAACAAACGAUGAUGAGAACAUGUACCCCCAUAUACGUAUAUUAUAAUAUCUUAGAAAUGCGGCUGCCUUCGAGCAUUUAUUUUCGCGAGAAAAAUUCACUGCGUUUGAACAAGACACCGCCCUCUUGGCACGAGGGGGCACCACUAGUGUGCGUGAUUUUUCGAGAAAAGACCUAAAAAAUCAGAACCAUAAUACAGAACAGAUGAAAAAAUUAGCACAGGAACAGCAGAAGUUUGUGGUAUGUAAGCAAGGUUGUACAUAUGUAGUCUCUACUUUCUCGUUAAUUUUUUUUUAAUCUGGGUUUUCAUCUCGGACAUAGUGUUUUUCGUGCUAUGUUCGGUUCAUUUUUUUUCUGUUGUUCAUCGUUUUCAAACACUCACUCACAAGGGAUGAGAAAAAGAAUGGAAGAGCCAAAUUUAUGCAUGACACCCCGGAUUUUUUAUUUGGUUUCUUAUUUCGGCAAACAGACGUGACCACACAGCUAGACAUCACCUGUUUUUUCCUGAAAAAUUUCAGUCGGACACUAGUCACCAAUGAACCACCCAUUUGUCCGUCAAUUUUGAUGCUGUUAUCAUUGAAAGAAUUUUCGAAUAAUUUAAAAUCGUGUAAAAGUCAACAAUGAAACGUUUUUCAAGAUCCAGUUUAUGUGAUGCAAAAUUUUGUACUGAUUUUUAUGUGUACCUCAUAUAUCUCCGGGAAAGGCUGUGAUAUGCGAUAGAUGCGAUUCUCCUGUUUCAUUGUUGAACAAGUUUCAAUGACAUAUCGGCUAAAUGAAAAAAAUGUCAGUAAUCAAAAUUGACACGACUUGGUGUGGAUUCAGCGGAAGACUUAUUAUACACAAACACGUACAAAAAAUUGUUAGCAUAGGGAAUCAUAGGUCGGACAUAUACACAGUGAAAUCCCAUGAACAGUUUACAAGUCUUAUCACAAAUUUGUAUCUUAGACUCUGUCUUUCAAAAGCAGAUAUUAAUAAUUGUGAUCAGUCUUGAAGAGAGCUAGUAUUUUCACUUUUCGCUUGUGUUGGUCAAACAGAAACAAGUAGGACUUUCGUAGCUUACAAUAACUUUAGUAAUUUUUUUUCUUCAAUUCGCUUUCCGAGAUUGCAAUAUAAAUUAAGGUAAAUGACGUUUAUUUCGUUCGUGGAAAACAUACAGUUCAAAGGCUUGAAUGUGAUCAUGUUUGACCGGCCAGCGAAAAAGACACCACCAAAUUAAAACAAUUGGCAAUCUAAGAGAAUCAAUAGAAAAAUAAAUCCAUCUUUUUUUUCUUUUUUCUCUUUCUCUCCUGUCCGCUGUUUUCCAGAUCGAUUCAAACGUAUGGAAUGAACGGUAACAACAACAACCGAGCCUACUGAACACACACAUAAACAAAUAUCGUUUAUAAUUUUCUCACUGUUUCUUCAUUACCACAAAAAAAAACAAUACAAAUACCAAUUCGCAAGAGUAAAGAAGACGAAACAUACUCUAUGGGCGGAAGAAGAUAGCACACAAAACAGCAAUAAACGGAACAAUUGUACAUUUAUCGAAACGAAACUGUAUUGAGGAAACGAGCAAAGUCUUUAAAGUUAAACUUUGAAGACCGUCAAUCAUAAUCAAUUCUACUUUACGAAAAAUAAUAAUUAUUCUUAUUGUAAAUAGCUUCGUGAAGAAAAAAUGCUUUAAAUUUGUUUUUAUUGUCCUAUUUCUAUAUCAUUAUUUACAACCAAAACUAAAAAAAUGCAGUGCUUUACGGUGUUGCACAGAAAAACAAAAAAAAACUUAGGUCACUUUUCAGUAAAGUUUAGAAUGUAUGACUAAUUUAUAUUUGAACUAUUAACAUAAUAUCAUCUUCUAUACUAGAGGUAGAAGACAUAUAUUUAAAAUAAAGCGAAAAGUAUCCCAGUUAAAUUGUAAUUAUUAAUAAUAAAGUAACCAAUAUAACGAAUUUAUUUCCAACACUCCGUAAACUUCUCCAAGUUAGGGAAGUUUUUUGCUGUGAGGAAACUUUAACGUUCAGAUUGUUUUCCCAUCACAUUGGAAAUGUCAAAUCAUCUGUUACACAGGUUUCGCUAAACCAAAACACGAUGCCAUCCGAUCUUCCCCUCAAUGGUCAAAUUAUAAUGGGGUGACAAAACAUCUCUUGUCAUCGUGUACUGGUUUACGAAUGAUUCUUGUCAUCGCGCCGAUUAUAUCCGAUAAAUUUGUUAACAAAAAAAAUGUAAACACAAAGCCGAUGCAGUAACGAAACCCUCCGCAUGGAAAGACCAACUAAGUGAUACUUUUUGUUCUUUUCGGCUCAUCUCGAGUACGUUGUGAACAUGUUGAAGUUUUCUCAAGCGGGCAUAUUUUUCUCAUGAUUCAAUUGAUUUUUCAUUCCUUUUUAUAACCUGAGCUUAGAAUAGAUUCUAGUCUGACAGAGAAGAAAAUACAAGAAAACAGAAGAGUGGAAAUAGAAGCACCCAAACGCACGUUGCACGUGAGCCACGAUUUCUACUGAGUCACUGAAUUCUAUUGAAUAUUAUAUUCACAGCAUUUUGGAUUGCGUUCCUUGGUAGCGCAUUUUUGCUUUCCCGUGCAUCUAUAGUUUUGUCUCCCACAAUCUGUAACAAUGUCCCGGUUGUAAUUUAUGAGAGUGUUUCUUUUCGACUUGAGAGUGUCGCUGAUCGAAAUAACAGCGAAAAUCAAAUAUUUAUUCCUAUGAUAGCUGCUUUUGUCCUUAAUAAACGAUGAUUGAUACUUGUGCAAACGAAUGGUACAGAUGAACCGUUAUGUAACCACAAAAACUGAGUGAUGAAGCAAAUAAGAUUGUACGUUUUUAUUUUGUAAGUGACUAUUUUAUCAUGUAAUGCGUAUACAACAAUGUUAAUAUUUUUAAUGCACAAAACG